AUGCCGCUUCGAGACACUGAUCACCUUUUUGGCUGUGGUCACCAUGUGACUGCAGUGUCCGACCGGAACUGUGAUUCCUCUAGAAGCACUAAACCCUCCGAAUCUUCACGUCAUUCAUCUACACAUGCUUCUCAAGCCUGCGACAUCUGGAAAAAGAUUCAGAGUAUCAAGGACUGCGGCUUUAUUCUUCUAGAUGGAUCCGACCUUGAUGUCGCUUCGGUCAUUGCGGUUGCCAAGUACAACUGCAAUGCUUAUGUCGCGAAGAGAGACGAUAUUGCAGACGCUAUGAAUAAAAGUGUCGUAUUGCUCGAAGAGUAUCUCGCCAAGGGCUACUUUGUAUACGGUGUCAAUACUGGCUUCGGCGGAAGCGCUGAUACUCGUACAAAAGACCUCCCAGCUCUGCAAUCGGCACUGCUGCAACUCACCCAGGCGGGGAUCUUGACUGAUGAAGACAAUGGGCUCAACAGUAUGCCUGUCACCUGGGUUCGAGCCGCCAUGUUGAUUCGCUGCAACACAUUGCUUCGAGGCCAUUCAGGCGUGCGUCUGGAGCUUGUCCAAGCCCUCCUGCUCCUCCUUCGUAAGGCCAUGACACCUAUUGUUCCCUUACGAGGAUCUAUCUCCGCAUCUGGCGACUUGAUCCCCCUAUCAUAUAUCGCCGGUAUGCUUGAGGGCAACCCUGACAUUCGCGUCCGCACAUCGACUUCCUUCGUUCUCUCUGCUGACAAGGCCCUUGAGCUCGCUGGACUCGAACCAAUUACUCUUGGACCCAAGGAGGGUCUCGGACUGGUCAAUGGGACGGCUCCAUCAGCUGCUUUGGGAUGCCUGGCAGUACACGAGGCAAACAAGAUCUUGUUACUAGCUCAAGGCCUUGUAGCCAUGUCAUGCGAGGCGUUACUUGGCAAGGCUGAGAACUAUCAUCCCUUCAUUUCUUCUGUUUGCCCUCACCCUGGGCAAGUCGAAUGUUCUGAGACCAUCUUGCAGUUCCUCGGUGGCUCUUCACUCGUUCAAAGUCUCAAAGGGGACGACAAGUUCAAGCCCGGUCUUGCGCAGGAUAGAUAUGCCUUACGAGGCGCUUCACAGUGGCUCGGCCCUCAAGUUGAGGAUGUCCGCUCCGUACUAUCUCAGAUUACAGUGGAACUGAACUCAACUUCCGAUAACCCCAUCAUCGAUAUUAAAUCCGGCGAGGUCUACUCGGGCGCCAACUUCAUCUCCAGCUCCGUUGCCAAUGGAAUGGAAAAGAGUCGCCUAGCUCUUCAGAUGGUCGGCAAACUUCUCUUCAGCCUCUCCUCCGAAUUGAUCAACCCUACAAUGAACAGAGGCCUUCCUCCAAAUCUCGUCGCCGACGACCCCAGUUUGUCUUUUACCAUGAAGGGUAUUGAUAUCAGCAUGGCUGCUUACCUGUCAGAGCUUGGAUAUCUUGCGAACCCUGUUACGCCCCAUGUCCAGUCCGCAGAGAUGCACAACCAGUCCAUCAACUCUCUAGCGCUGAUCUCGGGAAGGUAUACUCUUCAAGCUGCUGGUGUUGUCACGCAAAUGUGCGCUGCGCAUCUUUUCGCUGUUUGUCAGGCCUUGGACUUGCGGGUCCUACAUAUGACGUAUCUUCAAGCGCUCAGAAGCAAAUUGUCCUCUGUAGUACAGCCGUUCCUCGGUGGAGUUGACGACCAGGUAGCUGAAGGAAUCUAUGAGAGCCUUCACGAGACUAUUGUCAAAUCGUGGAAUGCUUCGGCUUGCAUCGAUCUUGAAGAUCGAUGCAAGAUCCUGUCCCGGGAAACGGUACCGGUCCUUUGUGAGCAUCUUGAGGAGCACGAGAUGCAUCUUGUAUCAACACGGUCACUCCAGAGAGACCUGGAGAAUUUGGCUUAUUCAACCUUUACCCAGACACGGAGUGAGUUCUUCAUCAAGCCUCCUACCAAGCAAUUCCUGGGCCGCGCUUCUCUGAGAUUAUACUCUUUUGUAAGAGAAGAGCUGGGAGUGCCCUUCCAUCACGGCCUGGUUGAGCAUCCCGGUAGAAGCGUCAGGGGCAAGAUCAAUAGGCAAGAGAAGAGAACUAUUGGGUCCUGGGUUUCGAUCAUCUAUACCGCCCUGACUAACGAUCAUGUUUGGGGUCCUUUGGUUGAGGCUCUAGGGAGCAAGACUUGCUCAAUGCGACUGGUCUAAGGGCCCAUCAUGUUAUCCAGUGUUCCUGCCGCUCAGAGCCGAGGUCCUAACUUGUCUUUCCUCCCC
This is a messenger RNA of Fusarium odoratissimum NRRL 54006, 2223 nucleotides long. Its product is annotated as phenylalanine ammonia-lyase. The record is from RefSeq and is a predicted model, not a curated record. Gene Ontology annotation, cellular component: cytoplasm. Lineage: Eukaryota; Fungi; Ascomycota; Sordariomycetes; Hypocreales; Nectriaceae. Bases 1 to 2157 code for a protein of 718 amino acids. Gene Ontology annotation, molecular function: ammonia-lyase activity. Gene Ontology annotation, biological process: L-phenylalanine catabolic process. The transcript is spliced from 3 exons.